CGUCGAUCUUGGCCUGCUUAGAGCUUAUUCGACACUAGUGGGUGAUCACGAGCACGUUGCUGUGUCGGCUUCUUUGACUGAGCGCUCUUCAAAUAGUGGCCGACGAGCAUUCUAGCUUCCCCAUCUCGAAAAGAGCAAAAAUGGUCGCGCUACAGCUUCUCGCAGCGGCGCUUGCUGCUACUGCGGUGCAUGCUCAGACGUUCCGCCGUACGGCGGCUUGCCCCAAGCUCGGAUGCGUGUUCCCGCCCGACCAGGUCAACUUCAUCGCCGGCCAGACGUUCGACAUCCGUGUAGAGGUCCAAGCGCCUAUCAAUGGCACACAGGCAUUCAACGGGGGUAAGGUCGACCCCAACUUCAAGCUCGAGAUUGGAGGAGAGGGCGCCGAGCUUAUCGAUGUCACUCAGUUCUUCGGGCUCCAAGACCCCAAGCCUGAGAGCUAUAACUUCACCUGGUACGAAGACCUGUUUGCCGAGGACGCCAAGACGCCUAGCGCCGUCAAUGUCAUCGCUAAGAGUUACCGCAAUGUUCAGCUGCACAACCCUGGCCGCUACAAGGUCCGUCUGACCUUCAACGGCGGCGACACGCAGGAGGCGACUUGGGAGGUCAACCCCAUCCCCGAUUGUGCAAAGGCCAAGAACCUCCUCUUCUUCGUCGGCGACGGCAUGGCAACCUCUAUGAUCUCUGCUGCGCGUCUCCUUGCCCACAAGAUGAUCAACGGCAAGUACCAGACGCACAUGGCGUUCGACUCGGCUCAGGGCUAUGGAUCCCAGAUGACCCACUCGCUUGACAGCUUCAUCACGGACUCGGCCAACAGCGCCUCCUCGUUGUUCACUGGCCACAAGAUGACCGUCAAUGGUCUCAACGCCUACACGGACUCGACCGGCAAGCCUUACAACAACGCCAAGGUCGAGACCGUCUUUGAGAUGUUCCGCCGCACCACCGGCGGACAAGUCGGAGCCGUGUCUUCGGCAUUCAUCGCCGACGCAACCCCGGCUGCCAUUUGCGCCCACACCUCGCAGCGCUCCCAGUACCACACUGUCAUCGAGCAGUACCUUAGCGGUGUGACAAUGAACCACAGCUGGACGCCAUGGGGUGGCGUCGACGUCCUCUUCGGCGGAGGUGCCGAGAGCUUUAUCGCCUCCGCCGCGAACGGCAACGUCGACCAGUUUGACCGCUGGGGGCAGCACGGAUACCAGGUCGGCUUUAACAAGACGCAGCUCGAAGCGUUCAGCAACGACCAGCGCGCCCUUGCCAUUUUCACUCGUGGCAACGUCUCGACUUGGCUCGACCGCCAUAUCUACACCGACGCUCUCAAGUACGCCGUUCAGCCCGACGGCACCCAGGGUGCCUACGACCAGCCCGGCCUCAAGGACAUGACCAUCAAGGCUAUCGACAUUCUCAGCACCCGUGCCAAGGCCCGCGGCACCGGCUGGGCGCUCAUGUCCGAGGCCGCUCUCAUCGACAAGAACAUGCACGUGGGCGAUAUUGACCGCGCACUCGGCGACCUCCUCGAGCUUGACGACACCGUCCGUGCCGCUCUCAAGCACCUUGAGGAGAUCGGUGAGCUCGAGCAGACUCUUAUCGUCGUGACGGCCGACCACGGGCACGGCUUCGAUGUCUUUGGCUCUGCCGACACCAAGUACCUCAAGGAGCAGAAGGAGGACCGCAAGAAGCGCGACGCCGUGGGUGUGUACGAGAACUCCGGCCUCUCUGCGUAUGUUGUCCCGAAGAACGUCAGCCCAACCACGCACGAGAUCUUUGAAAACCCCCAGGGCCACUUCCCUAUCACCUGGGACCCGCGCUACACCCUCGCGCACGGCUACGCGGCAGUUACUGACCGCCGCGAGGACUACGAGGUCAGCAAGGAGCACGAACGCAUCCCGUCGGCGCUCGGUGCGGACAAGACUCAGGGCUACUUCUUUAACCCCAACGACAGCCCCGACGGUUUUGCCAUGACCGGCAACCUGAACACUCAGAGCGGGCAGGGAGUGCACUCUCUCGUCGAUGUGCCCAUUUACGCCUGGAGUGCCGGGCACGAGCUGUUCCGCGGCGUCAUGAGCAACGUUGACAUUGCGUUCCGCGUGGCCGAUGCGCUCGGCCUCGGCCACACUUCCAAUGUCACCAAGCCCUACAAGCCUUGAAGAGGGCGCACAAAAUGAUGAAAGCCAACUUAUAAUCGGAGAUCAAAGUAGCUGUAGCUGUAGUAUGAAUGAGGGUAACAUGAG
This is a messenger RNA of Cutaneotrichosporon oleaginosum, 2225 nucleotides long. RefSeq lists its product as uncharacterized. Gene Ontology annotation, biological process: dephosphorylation. Gene Ontology annotation, molecular function: alkaline phosphatase activity. The record is from RefSeq and is a predicted model, not a curated record. NCBI's taxonomy places the organism in Eukaryota, Fungi, Basidiomycota, Tremellomycetes, Trichosporonales, Trichosporonaceae.